Molecule: messenger RNA, 951 nt
Organism: Klebsormidium nitens
Lineage: Eukaryota; Viridiplantae; Streptophyta; Klebsormidiophyceae; Klebsormidiales; Klebsormidiaceae
Source: the annotation of a GenBank genome assembly
AUGGACAGGCUUGACGCGCCUCUUGUCGACCACCUGCUGACUCUCCUCGGUCCUGCAGGAGCGUGCAGAGUGGCUGUCCUUUCUAAAGAUCACAAGGAGCUGGUGGAAACAAACAGCCUCUGGAAGACAUGGUGCGAGCGCGAGAGUCCUUCGCUUACCACCUCCCCUGCAAAAGAAUACGUGGAAGCAUUCUAUGGAAAUCGUGCCAGCUACAAGAAGCUUUUUGCGAAGCUGUCGCGAGAGCGGAGUGGAGCAUCUGUGAAAUGGAAUCUGAACAAAGACGCAGCUGUGGGCAAGAAUAGGGGUUCAAAACUCUCCGAUUACGUCAUGCUGAUGGACGUUUACUUGAGGGGCGAAAGCUUCGUGUUUUGUUCAGCCGAGUGCAGCGAGUUGGAGGUUGCAGGCUACCAGGACGAUUGGAUGUUCCAGAAUGGAUACUACUUUGACUGUGAAGGAGUUUGCAAGGCAGUGGUCAGAGCUUUCGUCAAUCCUCCAGGACUUAAGGAGGACGUCAGCUCAGCGGUGAAGCACGUGGCCAGUCUAGAUGAGCAGCAAGUAAGCAGAUGGCCAAAGCCCGAGCGACAGGAGGUGCUCUUAUUCUCCUGGAAGCUGAUGCGCAAGAGCGAUGGGAAGAUCCAGAAUCUGCUAGACCACGAGCCAAUGAGCCUAAGCCAUCGGACAUUCCUUCUGCACCCAGAGUACCGUUUUGAGGCCUUGGCGCCAGUAAGAGAUCCAGAAAAUUUAGACUGGACGCUAUUCAAGGCCCUGAUGCGCUUGCGAAGCUACAGGGAAGAACAGAAGGCGGUUCAAUGGGAUGGUUGGACUUCUAACCCUCCACAAAAGCAGGAGGAGUACGCCGUUGAAGUGGGGAUUUCUAAGGACUGCUUUGCCAGGGAGUGUCGUGAAGACCCGAACACUGGAAAGCGCUCUGCCAGCCGCACGUUGCAGUAG